Molecule: messenger RNA, 9103 nt
Organism: Sus scrofa (pig)
Lineage: Eukaryota; Metazoa; Chordata; Mammalia; Artiodactyla; Suidae
Gene: CNTNAP2
Product: contactin associated protein 2
Source: RefSeq, a predicted model, not a curated record
GCUCCUCGGGCGCUGCUGGCGGCGGCGCGGCAGCGUCUCCAGCUAUCCGGCCGCGGCCGCUGCUGCUCGAGCUGCACAGCCGGGGAGAUGCUGCUCCGCGCCGCGCCGCGCUGAGGCCGUGCGUGCGCCCGUCCGCCGGCGGGGCUGCGUGCUCCGCGCGAACAUAGUCCCUCCAUGUGAGCUGGCAGGCGAUUGGAAACCCCUCUGAGUCACGCUGCCCAGCGGCCGGGGGAGCACUCGCCCGCCUGCAGUGGCAGCAUCAGCACCGCCGUCUCUGGCGCGCUCCCUUCUUCUGCAGCCUCCGCUCUUCUGAUUUUCCACCUAGUCCCCUGGUGAUUUUUUUUUUUUUCCCCUGAGAGGGAGAGGGCGGGGUAGGCGUCCCCUCCUCUGCUCCCCCCUCCCUUUUCUUCUGGGUUUGAAUUCUUCCCCCUGGCAUUUCACUGGUUCGCAGAGCAAGAGGCAAGAACCGCGCGGAGGGAAGAGGAAGGCUGCGACCGCCCUGCUGUUCCGAGCCCGGCCGGACUGGAACGCGGAGGGGGUGAGGGGAGAAGAGGAAGCCGGAGGGGCUCGGCUUUCUGUGGUGCCUGAGGACAGCCCAUCUCUCUCCAAGCACCCCACGGGGAGACGGACGGCGUCUCUCCGCAGCGAGCUUUUGGAGUACCGCGAGCCCGGGGGCUAAGGAUGGUGGAGGCUCCGCGCUCCGUUUGCGGGGCAGCGCUUUCGCUUUGGCUGGUCGGCAGCAUCCUCUGCAGAGCCUGGACGGCUCCCGCCACGUCCCAAAAAUGUGAUGAGCCACUUGUGUCAGGACUUCCCCAUGUAGCUUUCAGCAGCUCAUCCUCGAUGUCUGGGAGCUAUUCUCCUGGCUAUGCCAAGAUCAACAAGAGAGGGGGUGCUGGGGGAUGGUCUCCAUCAGACAGUGACCAUUAUCAGUGGCUUCAGGUUGACUUUGGCAAUCGGAAGCAGAUCAGUGCCAUAGCAACCCAAGGAAGAUACAGCAGCUCCGACUGGGUGACACAAUACCGCAUGCUCUACAGUGACACUGGGAGAAACUGGAAACCUUAUCACCAAGACGGGAAUAUCUGGGCAUUUCCUGGGAACAUUAACUCGGAUAGCGUGGUCCGGCAUGAUUUACAGCAUCCGGUGAUUGCCCGCCACGUGCGUAUUGUGCCUCUGGAUUGGAACGGAGAAGGUCGCAUUGGGCUCAGAGUGGAGGUCUAUGGCUGCUCUUACUGGGCUGACGUUAUCAACUUUGAUGGCCAUGUUGUGUUACCAUAUAGAUUCAGAAACAAGAAGAUGAAAACACUGAAAGAUGUCAUUUCUUUGAAAUUUAAAACCUCCGAAAGUGAAGGGGUAAUCUUGCAUGGGGAAGGACAGCAAGGGGAUUAUAUUACAUUGGAACUGAAAAAAGCCAAGCUGGUCUUCAGUUUAAACCUAGGAAGCAACCAGCUUGGCCCUAUAUAUGGCCACACAUCUGUGACAACAGGAAGUCUGCUGGAUGAUCACCACUGGCACUCUGUGGUCAUUGAGCGCCAGGGCCGGAGCAUCAACCUCACCCUGGACAGAAGCAUGCAGCACUUCCGCACCAAUGGGGAGUUCGACUACCUGGAUUUGGACUAUGAAAUAACCUUUGGAGGUAUACCUUUUUCUGGUAAGCCAAGUUCCAGCAGUAGAAAAAAUUUCAAAGGCUGCAUGGAAAGCAUUAACUACAAUGGCAUCAACAUAACUGAUCUUGCAAGAAGGAAGAAACUAGAGCCCUCAAAUGUGGGAAAUUUGAGUUUCUCGUGUGUGGAGCCCUACACAGUACCCGUCUUUUUCAAUGCCACCAGCUACCUGGAGGUGCCCGGACGGCUUAACCAGGACCUGUUUUCAGUCAGUUUCCAGUUCAGGACUUGGAACCCCAAUGGUCUCCUGCUUUUUAGUCAUUUUGCGGAUAAUUUGGGCAACGUGGAGAUUGACCUCACUGAAAGCAAAGUUGGUGUCCACAUCAACAUCACGCAGACCAAGAUGAGCCAAAUAGAUAUUUCGUCAGGUUCUGGGUUGAAUGAUGGUCAGUGGCAUGAGGUCCGUUUCCUAGCUAAGGAAAAUUUUGCUAUUCUCACUAUCGAUGGAGAUGAGGCAUCAGCAGUCCGAACUAACAGUCCUCUUCAAGUUAAAACUGGCGAGAAGUACUUUUUUGGAGGUUAUCUGAACCAGAUGAGUAACUCAAGUCACUCUGUCCUUCAGCCUUCAUUCCAAGGAUGCAUGCAGCUCAUUCAAGUGGAUGAUCAGCUUGUAAAUUUAUAUGAAGUGGCACAAAGGAGGCCAGGAAGUUUUGCAAAUGUCAGCAUUGACAUGUGUGCCAUCAUAGACAGAUGUGUGCCCAAUCACUGUGAGCAUGGUGGGAAGUGCUCGCAAACGUGGGACAGCUUCAAAUGCACUUGCGAUGAGACAGGAUACAGUGGGGCCACCUGCCACAACUCCAUCUAUGAACCGUCCUGUGAAGCAUACAAACACCUGGGCCAGACAUCAAAUUACUACUGGAUAGAUCCUGAUGGCAGUGGACCUCUGGGGCCUCUGAAAGUUUACUGCAACAUGACAGAGGACAAAGUAUGGACCAUCGUGUCUCACGAUCUGCAGAUGCAGACAACCGUGGUCGGCUACAACCCAGAAAAAUACUCCGUGACACAGCUCAUUUACAGCGCCUCCAUGGACCAGAUCAGCGCCAUCACCGACAGUGCUGAGUUCUGUGAGCAGUACGUCUCCUACUUCUGCAAGAUGUCGAGGUUGUUGAACACCCCAGAUGGAAGCCCUUAUACCUGGUGGGUUGGCAAAGCCAACGAGAAGCACUACUACUGGGGAGGCUCUGGGCCUGGAAUUCAGAAAUGUGCCUGCGGCAUCGAGCGCAACUGCACAGACCCCAGAUACUACUGCAACUGUGACGCAGAUUACAAGCAAUGGAGGAAAGACGCUGGCUUCUUAUCCUACAAAGAUCACCUGCCAGUAAGCCAGGUGGUAGUUGGAGAUACUGACCGGCAAGGCUCAGAAGCCAAACUGAGUGUGGGUCCCCUGCGCUGCCAAGGAGACAGGAAUUACUGGAAUGCCGCCUCUUUCCCAAAUCCAUCAUCCUACCUGCACUUCUCUACUUUCCAAGGGGAGACCAGUGCCGACAUCUCUUUCUACUUCAAAACGUUAAUCCCCCGGGGAGUGUUUCUUGAAAAUCUGGGGAACACAGAUUUCAUCAAACUUGAACUGAAAUCUGCCACAGAAGUGUCCUUUUCAUUCGAUGUGGGAAACGGGCCCGUGGAGAUUGUGGUGAGGUCGCCCUCCCCUCUCAAUGAUGACCAGUGGCACCGGGUCACCGCGGAGAGGAAUGUCAAGCAGGCCAGCCUGCAGGUGGACCGACUGCCACAGCAAGUCCGCAAGGCCCCAACGGAAGGCCACACCCGCCUGGAACUCUACAGCCAGCUGUUUGUGGGUGGUGCUGGAGGACAGCAGGGCUUCCUGGGCUGCAUCCGCUCCCUGAGGAUGAAUGGAGUGACACUGGACUGGAGAAAGAGCAAGGUCACAUCCGGUUCAGUCUGGGUGCUCCGCCACUGCACCAGCUAUGCCAACUGUGAGAAUGGAGGCAAAUGCAUAGAGAAAUACCAUGGGUACUCCUGCGAUUGCUACACAGCCUAUGAUGGACCGUUUUGCAACAAAGAUGUGGGUGCGUUUUUUGAAGAGGGGAUGUGGCUGCGGUAUAACUUCCAGGCACCCGGGGUCAAUGCCAAGGAAUCAGGCGGCAGAUGGGAGAACUCACCGGAACCGCCGAGCACAGCCCCAGACCUGGCCCGCGAGGAGAUCCACUUUAGCUUCAGCACCACCAAGGCGCCCUGCAUCCUUCUCUACGUCAGCUCCCUCACCACGGACUUCCUGGCCGUUCUCGUCAAACCCACCGGAAGCUUACAGAUUCGGUACAACCUGGGUGGCACCAGGGAACCAUAUAACAUUGAUGUCGAGCACAGGAACAUGGCCAACGGGCAGCCCCACAGUGUCAACAUCACGCGGCAUGAGAAGACCAUCAUUCUCAAGCUGGAUCAUUAUCCUUCUGUGAGUUACCAUCUGCCAAGCUCAUCUGACACCCUGUUCAACUCUCCCAAGUCGCUCUUUCUGGGCAAAGUUAUAGAAACAGGGAAGAUUGACCAAGAGAUUCACAAGUACAACACCCCUGGAUUCACUGGGUGCCUCUCCAGAGUCCAGUUCAACCAGAUUGCCCCUCUCAAGGCGGCCUUGAGGCAGACAAACGCCUCUGCCCACGUGCACGUCCAGGGGGAGCUGGUGGAGUCCAACUGCGGGGCCUCCCCGCUCACCCUCUCACCCAUGUCGUCCGCCACCGACCCCUGGCACCUAGACCACCUGGAUUCAGCCAGUGCUGAUUUUCCAUAUAAUCCAGGACAAGGCCAGGCUAUAAGAAAUGGAGUCAACAGGAACUCGGCCAUCAUUGGAGGGGUCAUUGCCGUGGUGAUUUUCACCAUCCUCUGCACCUUGGUCUUCCUCAUUCGGUACAUGUUCCGUCACAAAGGCACCUACCACACCAACGAGGCAAAGGGAGCAGAGUCAGCAGAGAGUGCCGAUGCUGCCAUCAUGAACAACGACCCCAACUUCACAGAGACCAUUGAUGAGAGCAAAAAGGAAUGGCUCAUUUGAGGGGUGGCUCUUUGGCUAUGGGACAGGGAGGGGGGAAUUCCUAGGGAGGAGGGCAGGGGACAGAAGCACCCUACUUCAUACUCCUGAGCACAUCCUUAAAAUAUCAGCACAAGGUGGGGGAGGCAAGCAACAGAAAAUUCCUGAGACUGAUUGCCACAAAAAUACUUUUUGAUAUUUCUUUAUAGCUGAGUUUCCCCUUCCGUAUCAAAACAAAAUAAUACAAAAAAUGCUUUUAGAGUUUAAGCAAUGGUUGAAAUUUGUAGGUAAUACCUGUCUAUUUUGUGUGUGUUUAGAGGUGUUCUGAAAACCCAGGUAACAGGGCAAGUUUUCUACAUUUUUCAGAGCCCUUAGAAUGUGGAUAGUUUUUCUUGAGAAAAGCUGAUGCACCUACCCAUGGCCUCCAGCCUUUUCUUCCUUUGACAUAGAGUCAGCUGCUAAUGGGCUAUUGUAGUAACUAGUUCGUGUUCAUAUAAUAUUUCUUUUGGUGUUCUGUGAGUGGGAAGAGGAAAGAAAGGGACAGAGAGAACCUAUGAUUUGCCAGUCUAUGCUAGUUCUUUGAGAGUCCCACCCAAAAAAAAGCAGCUGUAGGAAGAGAGGGUAUGACCCCUCUCAUGUAAUAACAUGAUCGACAAACUGGGAGAAGCUUUAAGAACCAGGGGAAGCAGUCUCCUAUUGGGAUUGUUGGCUUUAUUUUUCAUCAGAUCCUGCGAGAUAAUAUGGUUCCCUGUAUGUAGUCUUAGACCUUUCCAAUGUUUGUAACUCUUAGCUACGAUACCUAUGACCAGCUGUUACAAACGAUUUUCUCUCUGCUUUUCCUACAACGUAUUGGGCUAGACUGUAUGUGUGUGUACGCACCUUGGUAGGGAAGAUGUUAAUAUUUGUUUGCUCUGUUUCUUCUAUGGUUGGUAGCAAGAGUAUGGGCACCAUCUCGAAUGCAUAAAUUAGGUGGCUCUUCUUAUUUUUCUUUAAAUCUCCAGUCAUCAAGCCCCUGUGACAAAAUCCUAGCAGACAGUGUCCUCUGAAUGGACGUACCAAAAUAAAGCCAAGUUGUGAUUGAGUAUUAUUGCUUUUACUCUGCAGUCCUGUGAAAAUCCUGCCAUAUUUUAACUCAUCUAUGCCAUGUAUUGUUCCAUCCUAAAUAGUCACACUGCUGUGAUUCAGGGAUCUUCUUUGGCAGAUAAAGUUAACAUUCAGGUGCAUUGCAACCUGGUGACUGCUGCUUCUCAGAGAAUGGACAUGUCUAAUCAACCAUACCUCAGUUUAAUCAGAAACCUUGACCUACUUCAGCAAAUAACUGUUUAAAAUAAUAGACUAUCUGUGUCCACAAACAGGGCAAAACUCCUGUUGGAGCAUCCAAAAAAUAAUUUCACUUAUUUAUUUUAAAAAGAUUACACAAAAGUUAUUUCUAGAAUGACUACCAUUUACGAUCAUUAUUGUUCAGGCUCUUAUGCUUAAUAAGUAUGUUAAAAGAAUUUUAAGACUCCAACAUUUCGAGGAUUAAAAAUCACUUUGUUUCUCCUCCUGGAAGGAGGUGAGAUGAGGUUAGAAGGGUACUGAUGCUGUUUUUCUGAUGGCAUCCUCAAGAAAAUGGAAAUCCUAGUUCACUUGGGUUAUAUAUUCGAGAUUCUCAGGAUGCCUGACUUAUUGAAGGAUCUGUUUCUUGAGUGAUGGAAAAUCUUAUCCAGAGCUACACACAGCACCAGUGCCUGACACAUUCCAAAGGAGACAGUGGACCAGUUAAUUCACAUCCAAGUCAAGGUCACAGAACAAAAGGGAACCUAGUGCCCUUUUACAAUUGCUUACUUAAGGCACUAUCAUUAACAUCCUUUAUUUAAAAAGGUCUUGAUCAUUUUCCAUAAAAUGCACUUGAAAAGCAUUUAGUACAACAAUGAGACAUUUACAAAAUACCUUUCGAAAACAAAGGUUAUUAUUUAAUAACCUUAUUUGACCAAGAUGACUACCAUAGAAUUCUUUUAUAUAUUGUCAGAUCAAAUAAGCACAUUUUAAACAUUAUGUUUAAAAAUAUUUCUGAUUUCUUGAAACCUUUUUUAUAGCUAUUGCUUUUGCAUUUAACAAAUAAUACCAGGUGGAAAUUUGUCAUUUGUUGCAUUUCCCAUGCUAGCUUUGUCCUCUAUACAUUGAUACUUUCCUUUUCUUUUCAAAAUUAUUAAGAAAUUAAACACAAAUAGGCUAGUAGUAGUCUCUUUAAAUAAAAGAGUCAGAACAAAAACAAAAACAUUUCUUUAAAUAAGAGAUGGUUUUAAAGUUUCAGGAAAAACUGAUGGUUGAUUUCAGGUUGUUUAUGCAAAAAAUGCCCUCUGUGGAUAAAGCAUGCAUCUCUGUUUUGAGUUGCUAGGAUGGGGGACUUUGAAUUCAGAAUCAAUGCUAUUCUAAGCUCUCAAGCAUAUUCACUUGAGCUCAAUGAAGCCAGCUCAGAAGGUAUGAAGUUAUAUUCUUGUUAAGUUCUUCUCUGGCCCAUCUUAGUAUAUAAGACAGCAUUUCCUCCUUGUGGCCUCCAACCAGCUACUCAAGAAAAAAGAGAGGGUGGGUCGGGAAAAAGAGAGACUUGUGUGGUAUAAGUUUUUAUUGAAGAGCUUGGGACAAGAGGCUGAAAGCCUUUGUUGGAAAAUUUCCUAUUGCCCUGCAUUUGACAAAUAAGCAUCCUUUACUAACAGGAGCAGGAUUUCGGUGGCCCAGGAAAAAGGGCUGGCAUGAGCCCAAGUAGAUCUUAAUGUUGUUGAACAUCUAUGGACCAGCCACAGAUGCUGUUGAGAGCUGUGCACAAAGACAACCCAUAGCAAAUUCCAAAGGAAAAGCAAACAUCUACUGGUAAUAAAAAUGUAGUGUCAGUGUAGCAUCCAGAAGAAACGUUUAUGUCCUUCUAUAGCAGGACCUGUUCUUUUCUAUUCUUCAGUGUAUCCUUUUUCUCCCUCUCCUUUCUCUUACAUACGCAUUGUAAUAAUCCCUUGACAUCUCACACUUCUGAGAGAUUUGAACCUCUUGAUAUUUUUUUUUCCUUUUCACUGUCCUGUCAAGCAGUUUUCAAAAAGAAAACCAAUAAUUAUUAAAUUGAAUUCCAGUGAGCCAGUCUAAAAUAGUUCUAAAUUGCUAGUCCCAAUAGAACCACCUCAUCCUGAAAUAGAUGAGAAACAAAUAGCAUGUCUAACUAACCUGGGCAAAAAACCAAUGGGCACCAUUUUUAAAAUGAUGAUUCGGUGAGAGAGGAUCCCGAGAGUCAGCUGAUAGAGCCCUGAUCCUCUCUCUCUCCCUGACAUGCUCUAUGGUCUUGGCCAGGUAGCUGAACCUCUGUUCCUCUUUGCCUCAUAUGUAAGAUAGAGCUGUUUUAUCUACUGCUUAAGUCAUUUGUGAGGUGCCAUGGAUUCUUAGCUGCAGAUAACUUUGAAACCCAAAUAAAAAGGCCAAAGUCAAUGGAUAUAUUGGAAGACUUACUUUCCAACUUGUGGUUGAAAGUCAUAUCAAAAGGAGCCACCUGGCCAUGUCCAGGAAUGUAGACUUACAAGGCAACUAUAAGCUUACUAGAUUACAAGUACAACUACUAGAUUAUGAGUCAGAGAGACUGACAAGGAGGUAAUCUGCCAACAUUGGGAGACGCAACACAGCCAAAGGCAGAAAAGUCAGAACUCCAUGUGUACAAAGCCCUAAGGUCCCACUUGGGUGUGACUUAUAGUUUAUAUAUGCCCCAGUGUGAUUAUAAAUAAGACAACAUGAAGAGCAAAUGUGACUGUUUUUCUAGCCCAGUGGCUGUAUCUACACUCCACACACCCCACAGGAUGAUGAUGGAAACUUUAAAUUUAUUUCAUAGAGGUAUUUUUUUGGAUACAAGUGGUAUAUGAACCUCAAUGUCAAUAAAACAGGGAAACCGUGUUGAAAAGUUGGUUACUUUCUGUGGAGCAGAGACUGGCAGAAGGUGGCAAAGAUACAUGGACACCUGGGUAUGAAUACCCAGCAGGCAUUUACAAGUUUAUUUUCUAGGCAAAAUGUGCUUUAGGAGCAGGUCUGCUUGGAUGGUCUGCACCACUUCCGAGUCUCAGUUUAUUUACAGGAACUGCGGAAUUCUGAGAUAGUGGAAGCACGGCUCCUAUCUUGUGGGCUGAGAAAAGGUUCUCAGUGUUACUGAUCCUAAGUUUUGCUUUGUCAGGUUUUUUAAAAUUUUUUCAGUGAGCAUGGGGUGAACGGUGGAGGUUAGAGUUGUGAAAAGCUGGGCUAAUAUUCUUUCUGUAAAGUCAACCAGGAUUCCAUCCCGUGAACUAACACGAAAUUUCACUCUCUAAAAGCAACAGCAUGUAAACUAGAAUGAAAGAAGGAAAUUAUGUAUGUAUGCCUACUAUUCUUUGUGAAUGUCUUUCAUUUAACUAAAACUAUAUUAGAAACCAGAUGGAUAAAUAAAAAAUCCAAAAUAGUUUUAAUUAUCUGAAAA